Cinara cedri is the source of this 1048-nucleotide messenger RNA. NCBI's taxonomy places the organism in Eukaryota, Metazoa, Arthropoda, Insecta, Hemiptera, Aphididae. The record is from the annotation of a GenBank genome assembly.
UAUGUUUAAAUUAAAACCUAAAAGUAAAUUUAUGCUUUCUGUUGGAGAAGAAGGUACAAUAUUAUUAUAUUUUCAAAAUGACACUUUACAUAAAAGAUACUUUAUUAAGAAUAAAAAUAGCAAUGCAAUCUCUGAUUUAAAAUCAUGCCUUGCAGCUGAUAAAAAAGCACCUCUGUAUUUAAUACUCAAUCAUCAAGAUCAAAGUUACGCAUUACAAUCCAUUCCUGGUGUAAAUAGAAUUAGUGCCUAUCUGUCAAUCAAGACAAAAAUGGAACACUUUGCUGAUAAUCAUGAUAUAAAUUCAGCUUUUCUUAUUGAAAAACCAAGCAAAUUUGACCAAAAUUGGUAUUAUCUUGUUAUCUUAUCAAGAGCAAAACAUUUAAUAGAUUAUUGGUUGAAUGUUUUUAUUGAAAUAGGCUCAAAUUUUAAAGGAAUAUUAAUGUUGCCCAUGGAAAUGAGUAAUAUAGCACAAAAGAUUUUAAAUAAAAAUUCCAACGGCUGGAAAAUUAUGGUUACUGCAACCAAGACAGGUGGGUAUAGACAAGUGGUGAUGAAAAAUAAUAAAAUGGUGUUUACACGGCUAGUACCUUUUACUGAUGAUGACUUACCAGGAAUUAUUGCAGGUGGAAUAUAUCAGGAAGUACAAAAUACCAUCCAAUCCUUAACUAAAUUUGAUUUUAAAAGAGGUGAUCUUAUUGACCUUUGCAUUGUAGUACAAGAAGAUAUUAAAGCUAGUUUAUCAGUUAUUAACUUUUCAGAGAGCAGUGUGAGUAUGUUUACUCCAUAUGAGCUAAGUAAAUUGUUAAAAUUAGAAUUAGCUAUAAGUGAAAAGGAUAAGUUUUGUGACACUAUAAUUUUGUUUCAUAGUUCUAAAAAUAAACCAGUGGCUAUAUUUAAUACAAAAGAAACUAAAGAGUUUUAUCUAUUUAACUCUUUCUAUUUAAACUCUCCACGAUUUUUUCCAUUUUUUAUUCUAACUUUAGUUGUAGUCAAUGUNAGCCUGAUAAAAGUAUUUUUGAUAAAUAUAAGAAACUACAAAAGCGCUUAA